This is a messenger RNA of Mytilus californianus (California mussel), 1272 nucleotides long. Its product is annotated as E3 ubiquitin-protein ligase RNF113A-like. Gene Ontology annotation, biological process: snoRNA splicing. Gene Ontology annotation, molecular function: metal ion binding. NCBI's taxonomy places the organism in Eukaryota, Metazoa, Mollusca, Bivalvia, Mytilida, Mytilidae. The coding region runs from base 12 to 1019 and encodes 335 amino acids. The record is from RefSeq and is a predicted model, not a curated record. The transcript is spliced from 10 exons. Gene Ontology annotation, cellular component: U2-type spliceosomal complex.
AGCAGUCCAAAAUGUCGGACGAUGGAUCUUCACAAAAAUCCUGCGUAUUUUUUAAGAAAAGCAGGAAAAAUCAGACCACUAGAAAGCGAAAAACAUCAGACUCUGAUGAAGAUAAGAAGGACAGUAGUAGUGAUGAUGGUAAUGUUGUUGUGAAGAAAGGAAAGAAAGAAAGACACAUAAAUCCAUUAAAACAAUCUACCAGAAAAAUAGUUCGAGAUAAUGUUGAUUAUUCCAGUGAAAGUGAUAAAGAAGAAAAAGAGUCCAAAAUGUCUCUUAGCUACAAAUCAUCGCGUACUGGGAAAAGUGAGGGUCCAGGAGACAUGGGUGCUACAGCCACGGUUGAAAUAGACACUGAUUUGAGUGUUGAUGCCCAAGCCAUUUUUGAAAGAUCCCAACAGCUCAGUAAAGAACUGAAUGAUAAAGAAGAUGAUAAGAUAUACAGAGGAAUUAACAACUAUGCCAAAUAUAUUGAGAAAAAAGACACAGCACAAGGGAAUGCUUCUAGUGGCCAUGUCAGGAAAGGACCAAUAAGAGCCCCUGCCCACUUAAGGGCCACAGUGAGAUGGGACUACCAACCAGAUAUAUGUAAAGAUUAUAAAGAAACAGGGUUUUGUGGGUUUGGAGACAGUUGUAAGUUCCUCCAUGACAGAAGUGAUUAUAAACAUGGCUGGCAGUUAGAAAGAGAAAUGGAUGAAGGAAGAUAUGGAGCGAGAGAUGCCACAAAUUAUGAAAUCAGUUCUGAUGAGGAAGAUUUACCUUUCAAAUGUUUUAUUUGUAGAGAAUUUUUCACAAAUCCUAUAAAAACAAAGUGUCAACAUUAUUUUUGUGAAAAAUGUGCAUUAUCUCACUAUAAGAAGUCAAAGAGAUGUUUUGUGUGUAAUGAGCAGACAAAUGGAGUGUUUAAUCCAGCAAAAGAUUUAAUGUCCAAAAUUGAAAAAAUUAAAGCAAAGAAGGCUGGAUAUGACUCAGAUGAAAAUAAACACAGUGAUGCAACAAACAGUGACAGUGAUAAUGGUUGACCAAUCACAAUUCAGAUAACAAUGACAAUUGUUGACCAAUCAAAAACAUCUUCACAGUGAAUUUUAUGACAUAUUCAAAUCGCUUUUAACAAAGUGCUUUGUAAGGUUGCAUAAAUGUUCAUAUAUUGUAAAUGGAUUGCAUCAUGGUAAAAUUAGCUGUUAAUAUUAAGAUUUGUUUGGCCUCAAUGAGGCAAUUAUGUAUGUAACAUGUUAUAGCCCAAUCACUUUUUUUAAUAAAUAUGAUUUUGUUAAA